UGCGCAAAGUGGACGACCAUCUCAUCGGUGACUAGCUAGUUAAUCGUAGCGUUUGGUCAGUUUAGAUCUGACCGUUGUACACAGUUAUUAUUUAACCGUGAUUUGUUGCUACCAAGCAGGAUUAACGUCACCGAGGCGUGAAAGAACAUGCCCAAAAAUAAAGGAAAGGGAGGAAAGAAUCGUCGACGUGGAAAGAACGAGAAUGAGUCUGAGAAGAGGGAGCUGGUGUUCAAAGAGGACGGACAGGAAUAUGCCCAGGUGAUAAAGAUGCUGGGCAACGGCCGUCUGGAGGCCAUGUGCUUUGACGGGACCAAGCGGCUUUGCCACAUCAGAGGAAAACUCCGGAAAAAAGUUUGGAUCAACACGUCAGACAUCAUCCUGGUCGGACUCAGGGAUUACCAGGACAACAAAGCCGACGUCAUCCUGAAGUACAACGCGGACGAGGCUCGCAGCUUGAAGGCGUACGGAGAGCUGCCCGAGCACGCCAAAAUCAACGAGACGGACACCUUCGGGCCCGGAGACGACGACGAGAUCCAGUUUGAUGACAUCGGGGACGACGACGAAGACAUUGAUGAUAUCUAAAGACCUGCUGCUGAAGGGGGGGUUGGGGGGGUUUACCAGAGAAGCUCCCGUUGGAUUGUUUAGAGCCGGUGCGCCGCGACCGAUGACCAUUAUUUCUUAUUAAGAUCAGCCUGCCAGUGUGGAAGCAUCAGCCGGCGCUUUGUUCCUCUCGCUGAGUGCACGAGAAGGAAAAGGAGACUCUGUCCAUGGUUUGGAUGGAGGAUCGGGAGCAGGCUGAUUGUAUUCAGGGUGACCACCCGGACGUGUCGCUCCAUUUCCACCUUUUUUAUUUCGUUUUUCUGCUUCUAACAUCAACAAAAUUUCUCACCUUUAUUUUUUUUUCUUCAUCGGAGACGGGCGCAGUAUCAAGGAACAUCUUUUAACGUUUAGAGGAGUCACACCGAGGCCGGAGAACAUCUUUUAACAAUGUAUUUAUAUUUCACACAGAUGUGGAAUUUAACAACAAGUACAGAAUCUCUGGGUUCGUCAAUAAAAAGAUAAAACCAUGUUUUGUUUUUCUUUUGUACUCACGUGUGGCUCUGCGUCUUUUUGAAGUUGUUUUGAACCGUGACGGUCGAUCCGGCUCGCCAAAGGACGGAGAAUAGUAUGAAUCUGAAUGUCUUCUUUAUGUUUUUUCUGUUGAUCUCUCGGCUCACCGUCUCUUUGGACCGUUGGUUCCCAAACACCCCCCCCGACCCCGACACACACCGGUAACAACCUCACGUCUAGAAAAUCAAAAUAUCAGAUAUAAAGUAGUUUAUUUUUCCUCCCCGCUUCGACUUGCCGUCCCCUGAUGGGGCCCUGCACCUCAGUUUGGGAACCUCCGGCCCGCGCGUCGCUGUCACUCUGAAUAAUGGAAGAAAUAAAAUGUUCAGUGUUUGAAGGUUGGGUUUCCAAUAAAGAUCUUAACUGUA
Molecule: messenger RNA, 1475 nt
Organism: Gasterosteus aculeatus aculeatus (three-spined stickleback)
Lineage: Eukaryota; Metazoa; Chordata; Actinopteri; Perciformes; Gasterosteidae
Gene: eif1axb
Product: eukaryotic translation initiation factor 1A X-linked b
Biological process (GO): translational initiation
Molecular function (GO): translation initiation factor activity; RNA binding
Source: RefSeq, a predicted model, not a curated record